This is a messenger RNA of Otolemur garnettii (small-eared galago), 1542 nucleotides long. It is a transcript of the gene NOP53, whose product is annotated as NOP53 ribosome biogenesis factor. Bases 53 to 1492 code for a protein of 479 amino acids. The transcript is spliced from 13 exons. Gene Ontology annotation, molecular function: 5S rRNA binding. The record is from RefSeq and is a predicted model, not a curated record. Gene Ontology annotation, biological process: rRNA processing; ribosomal large subunit assembly. Lineage: Eukaryota; Metazoa; Chordata; Mammalia; Primates; Galagidae. Gene Ontology annotation, cellular component: nucleolus.
UCCCAAACGGGCUUUUUAGGGGCAUCAGCGACAAGUUUCUUCCUCUGACAAGAUGGCGGCGGGGGGCGGCGGCGGCGGUAGUAGGCCUGGCUCGAAAAGCAAGGCAGAUUCCGGCUUUUUGGGACUGCGGCCCACUUCGGUGGACCCGGCGUUAAGGCGGAGGCGACGAGGCCCGAGAAAUAAGAAGCGAGGCUGGCGGCGGCUGGCUCAGGAGCCCCUGGGGCUGGAGGUUGAUCAGUUCCUAGAGGACGUGCGAUUGCAGGAACGCACAAGCGGAGGUUUGUUGUCAGAGGCCCCUGAUGAUAAACUCUUCUUCGUGGACACUGGCUUCAAGGAAAAAGAACUGAAAAAGAAGAGGACCAAAGUCCAGAAGAAAUCUCUGCUUCUCAAGAAACCCCUUCGGGUUGAUCUCAUCCUUGAGAACACAUCUAAGAUCCCUGCCCCAAAAGACAUCCUCGCUCACCAGGUCCCCAAUGCCAAGAAACUCAGGCGGAAGGAGCAGCUAUGGGAGAAGCUGGCAAAGCAGGGCGAGCUGCCCCGGGAGGUGCGCAGGGCCCAGGCCCGGAUUCUCAACCCACCUGUGGCCAAGGCCAAGGCUGACCCCCAGGAUGUUGUUGAGCGGCCCUUCUACGAUCUCUGGGCCCCAGACAACCCUCUGGAGAGGCCGUUGGUUGACCAAGAUGAGUUUUUCCUGGAGCAGACCAAAAGGAAAGGAGUGAAGCGACCACCACGUCUCCACACCAAGCCCUCCCAGGCACCCGCUGUGGAGGUGAUGCCCGCUGGAGCCUCUUACAACCCAUCGUUUGAAGACCACCAGACCCUCCUCUCUGCAGCCCAUGAGGUAGAGCUGCAGCGGCAGAAGGAGGUGGAGAAGCUGGAGCGGCAGCUAGCCCUGCCUGCCGGGGAGCAGGCUGCUACCCAGGAGUCUACAUUCCGAGAGCUAUGCCAGGGGCUAUUGGAGGAGUCUGACGAUGAGGGGGAGCCAGGCCAGAUGGGUGAGAGCCCUGAGGCUGGAGAAGCUGAGGCCUGUACCCCACCCAUCCGCCUAGCCACUGCUGAGAAGAAGACGGAGCAGCAACGGCGGCGGGAGAAGGCCGCCCGCAGCCUGCGGGCACAGCAGGUGGCAGUGCGAGCUGCCCGGCUCCGGCAUCAGGAGCUCUUCCGGCUACGUGGGAUCAAGGCCCAAGUGGCCCGGCGACUGGAAGAGCUGGCUUUGCGGCGGAGGCGACGGCAAGCACAGCGGCUGGCUGAGGCCAACAAGCCCCGCAGGCUGGGGCGGCUCAAGUAUCAGGCCCCUGACAUUGAUGUGCAGCUUAGCUCGGAGCUGUCCGACUCACUCAGGACCCUGAAGCCGGAGGGCAACAUCCUCCAAGACCGGUUCAAGAGUUUCCAGAGAAGGAAUAUGAUCGAACCUCGGGAAAGAGCCAAGUUCAAGCGCAAGUACAAAGUGAAGCUCGUGGAGAAGCGAGCAUUCCGGGAGAUCCAGUUAUAGCUGCAGGAUGCUGGAGCCCCUCCCUUCAAUAAAGCACCUUCUGACCAACA